Penicillium nucicola is the source of this 966-nucleotide messenger RNA. RefSeq lists its product as uncharacterized. Lineage: Eukaryota; Fungi; Ascomycota; Eurotiomycetes; Eurotiales; Aspergillaceae. The record is from RefSeq and is a predicted model, not a curated record. The transcript is spliced from 5 exons. The coding region runs from base 1 to 966 and encodes 321 amino acids.
AUGAGCAGCGAUGAGGACCAAAGGAACAUGGCGAUCAAGGUUGUCGCAGCCCUGUUCAUGUCCAUAGCAUGCGUGGCUGUGAUGCUGCGAUGCUAUGUCCGAGGCUGGGUGGUGAAAGCAUUUGGAUGGGAUGACGGUGCCAUGGUGAUGGCAAUGUUUUGGUAUAUAUUCUUCUCGGGGGCUAUGAUUGGGGCCGGGUUACAUGGGAAUGGGCGGCACUGGUAUAGCCUGAGCCCAGAGGAGCGAGUGGCUGCCAUGGAGUAUUGGUGGUUCUGCGAGAUUGCCUUCUGCUUCGCAUCUAUUUUCUGCAAGAUCUCCAUCUGCAUUUUCCUGAUGCGAAUCUGCAUUCGACGACUGCACCUAUGGCUUCUCUAUUCUGUGAUGGCCAUGACAGUUCUUGCAGGGCUGGUUUUCAUGUUCCUGAUGUUCUUACAGUGCAGGCCACUUAGCUUCUUCUGGACUCGAAUGAAGCACCACCCGGUCGUCAAUAUUGAAGGCGAGGGGUCUUGCAUUAACAUGGAGAUCAUUGUCGCCAUGACAUAUGUUUACAGUGCAUUUGCCGCCAUGUGCGACUUUACGGUUGGUAUCCUGCCUGUCUUUGUGGUACACAAACUUCAUAUGAAGCGUCAGACGAAAGUGGCAGUUGUCGGAAUUUUGAGUAUGGCCUGCAUUGCAUCCUCCGCCGUGAUUGUUCGCAUACCCUUUGUGAGCACGUUCAAUGACUUGGACGACUUUUUGUAUUCGACUGUUCAAAUUGCAUAUUGGUCGAACUUGGAGGUCGGCUUGGGUAUUACUGCUGGCAGUCUCGCAACUCUCCGACCACUUCUUCGCCACUGGCUUGGUUCACAUGCAGAUCCAUCGUAUUCCGCCGGUUUCCCCAAAGAAUCUUACGGGCGACCAACUGGCGCCAGUAGACAGCGACCUGUGGCUUUGGGGUCUAUGGGGGAAAUGACCGCAGCGACUUGA